Messenger RNA from Prunus armeniaca (apricot), 1041 nucleotides. NCBI's taxonomy places the organism in Eukaryota, Viridiplantae, Streptophyta, Magnoliopsida, Rosales, Rosaceae. The record is from the annotation of a GenBank genome assembly.
AUGGAUGAAGAAGGGGGAGAGUCAGUGGAUUUUGACGCAGCAGCCUUAUCCAAUAUUUCUCCGUACUGCGUGGAUAAUUCAGGAAAUUGUUACAAGUUUGGCCAGGAGAAUCAACCCCAGGAGGGAGUAGCAGCCAAUGGCGGUAACGUAGUUGACGAGGAGGAGGAUGAACUAGCAGCCAAUGACGUCGGUAACGCAGUUCGCAAGGAGGAGAAUCAACGUCCGAGAGCAGAAGCCAAGGAAGGCAUACAAAGCGAGGGGGGGGAGAGCUUGCGGACAUCUCGCAAGUUGAUUGUGGUGCGGCAUAAUGACGAACUAGUUAUUAGAGCAAACAAGUCUGUGAAUGUGGGAUUUAUAAAGCGGCAUAUUGAAUUUUCGCUACUAAUAAGUGAAAGGAAGCAAGCCCUAUUCUCCAACGGCGAAUAUCUUAAUGAUAAUUUGCGUACACUCGAGAGCAUUGAAGGGAUUGAAUCCAACCCACGCAUCCAGCUGUUAGAGUUAGAAGUACCAUUGAAGGCGGCCACCGCCACAGCUUCGGCUUCGCCAGCACAGCCAGCACCUGCAGCCAUCCUCAAAAAGGCGGGAACGACUCUUGAGAGAAUUGAAGGGAUUGAAUCCGACCCACGCAUCCAGCUGUUAGAGUUAGAAGUACCAUUGAAGGCGGCCACCGCCACAGCUUCGGCUUCUGCAGCACAGCCAACACCUGCAGCCAUCCUCAAAAAGGCGAGAACGAAAGCUAGUAGGAGGAAGCCCCCGAUCAAUGAAAUCAAAGAUGCACCACCUCUGCCGCCAUCCACGUCAGCCCUCCCACGGACAUCUGCGGCGACGGUGGCAGGGUGGGGAAGUACAAGCCCCUUUUCCGUGAUGAGACGUAGUGCCGUUUCUAAGAGGGCUGCACCAGCUACACCACCAACAUCAGCUUCUGAUGAAGAAACUAAAGAUGAUCCUGACUAUGUAGCGUCCGACUCCUCACCAUCUAUUCAAGGCUCAUCACAUCCAACGGAUUACAAGGGACGGCUACGGCCGCGGCCUCAGCGCUGA